GAAAGCAACAUGGGUCACCAACAGCUCUACUGGAGCCAUCUGAGAAAAUUCGGCCAGGGUUCUCACUCUUGCUGGGUCUCCUCAAACCAGCAAGGUCUGAUCCGGAAAUACAGCCUCAAUAUGUGCCGCCAGUGUUUCCAGCUGUACGUGAAGGACCCCUGCUUCAUUGAGUUGGACUAA
This is a messenger RNA of Cervus elaphus (red deer), 180 nucleotides long. RefSeq names its product 40S ribosomal protein S29-like. The coding region runs from base 10 to 180 and encodes 56 amino acids. Gene Ontology annotation, molecular function: structural constituent of ribosome; zinc ion binding. Gene Ontology annotation, cellular component: cytosolic small ribosomal subunit. The transcript has a single exon. NCBI's taxonomy places the organism in Eukaryota, Metazoa, Chordata, Mammalia, Artiodactyla, Cervidae. The record is from RefSeq and is a predicted model, not a curated record.